AUGUAUAUAGAUUUGAUUCUCUACAAUUAUCUACUACUAAUUGGUCAAGUCUGGUGCAGCAGCAGCAACAACAACCAUUCAGGACGACAAAUACUAAAAGGCAAGGGGAUAUUCGCUUUAAAACCUGUCGAUUUACCGUUGAAAACUUCUGUGGUCUCUCUACGUUCACGUACCGCUGAGGCCUAUUUUGGGGAUAAUCAUUUUUGCACAGGUUGCUUAAUAAAUGAUUUCUUUGUUAUAACAUCGGGAAAGUGUGUAACAAGUCGGGGUAAAGUUCCAAGACGACCACGUGAACUAGUUGUUGUAUCUGGAUCACUGAGUCGUUUGAAUCAAACUCGUGAAACGGAAAAGUUACCGGUUAGCUUUGCGGCAGUUCAUCCAAAUUAUAUCAUGUUCAAUACAAAUGAUAUUGCCUUAUUGAAAUUGAAAGAUCCAGUAAAUGAAAACUUUCAAGAAACUGAUCCUGCGCCACAAGCUCUAUCGCGACCGCCCUAUGGCAGUAAAUGCAUUGUAAUGGGCUGGGGUAGAAAAUUUGCGAAUGGACCCUUGGUAAGUAAUUUAACCAUGUUGGAGGUACAAUUGAUUACACCGGCUCAAUGUCGACGCUUUAUACCCGAAAUGACCGACGAAAUGUUAUGUACAGUGUCUCGUAAUAAUACUUUACCAGUGGGACCUUGCCCAGGAGAUACCGGAGGACCGCUCUUUUGUAAUGAUGCAUUAAUUGGCAUUGUGUCAUAUACCAUGGGCUGCAGUCGUGUAAAUUUUCCCACUGUAUACACAAGUGUUUUUUAUCAUCAGCUCUGGAUAGAGGAUUUGCUAGAUCGUGGUGGACAACAACGGAUUAAACUAGCCAUUGGUAUGCUAAUAUGGUCGUACAUGAUGACAUAAAGCAAUCAAAGUGCUUAGCCCCAUCAUUGCAGCACUUAAUUGCCACAAAAGCAGUGGGAAAAAGCAAUUUAAUUGACCCUGUUUCAGUCUAUCAUUGUCUCUUUGCGUCUCUCUCUCUAUGUUCAAUCCAAUAAAGCGUUGGAAAAUUUCGAUUUUAAAA
This is a messenger RNA of Drosophila willistoni, 1048 nucleotides long. RefSeq names its product anionic trypsin-1-like. Gene Ontology annotation, biological process: proteolysis. Bases 1 to 888 code for a protein of 295 amino acids. Lineage: Eukaryota; Metazoa; Arthropoda; Insecta; Diptera; Drosophilidae. Gene Ontology annotation, molecular function: serine-type endopeptidase activity. The transcript has 2 exons. The record is from RefSeq and is a predicted model, not a curated record.